CAUCAGAUACGCCCUCUCUGCUGAUCAAAAACAUUUGUGUCCAGACGAUAGCGGUCCGGAGAGCCCGAUAACACUGAGUUUUUUUAUUUAUUAAGUCUUAUUCAUUAGCCGAUAAAGGUUUUUCGAAUAUGGUCUGUGGCGGGUUCACCUGUUCCAAAAAUGCACUUUGUUCCCUGAAUGUGGUUUACAUGCUGGUCGGGCUGCUGCUGAUUGGAGUAGCAGCAUGGGGGAAGGGCUUUGGCCUGGUGUCGAGCAUCCACAUCAUCGGAGGGGUCAUCGCAGUGGGCGUCUUCCUGCUGCUCAUUGCUAUCGUCGGACUCGUCGGGGCAAUACACCAUCACCAAGUCAUGCUUUUCUUUUACAUGGUCAUUCUCUUUAUCGUCUUCCUGUUCCAAUUUGGAGUUUCCUGUUCCUGCUUGGCGAUGAACGGCGGGCAGCAGGAGGCCCUUCUGAACUCGGCUUGGGGAAUGUUGAACAACAAGACCAAGAUGGACCUGGAGAGCCAGCUGAACUGCUGCGGGCUGCUCAACACCCCCGAAAGUCGGGCCCAGUUUGAACAGGAUGUGGCUCACUGUACCGCUUUAUGCAAAAGUGAAAGCUGUCACACCUGCGGGGAUUUGAUGCUGACUCAUGCAACCGUGGCUCUGAAGAUCCUCGGGGGCGUCGGGCUCUUCUUCAGCUUCACAGAGAUCCUGGGAGUGUGGCUCGCUGUGCGCUACAGGAACCAGAAGGAUCCCCGGGCAAACCCAAGUGCCUUCCUAUAGUCUGUCCCGCGAACGCAGCGCCCCCCAGAGGCUGUUUUCAGACAACACUGGUACACAUAGAAUCAUGCACAUCUAGAGGCAGACACUCCCGACGUACAACACAACACCGCACCAACCACAACAGCACAGAAUGGACAAGAGCGCUCGCAGCACCUGGCAAACACUGAGAAACAAAACCCACACACACACACACACACACACACACACACACACACACACACACACACACAGACACACACACCUUCACCUGAGACUGAGAAAACUACAACAACCUGUCCAGAAAUAUUGCCAGAGCUCCAGCUGGAAGACCUGGAUACUUAUGUAUGAAAGGAUAACUUGAAAAUACCAAGAAGGGUGACUUGUUGGUAUGGUGACCCAGCCUUGAUUUGAGUACCAGAUUUCUUGCUAGUUAAGGGAUGAGAGAUCUCCGCAUGUGUCCUGCACAGACAAAAAAAAACGCCUCUUUUGUUGAUUUCUUGUACACACGCCAACCAAAUGACUGUGCCCUGUCUGACAAAAUAACGUGUAUGCACCUUGAGUUUUUUUUUUUU
Molecule: messenger RNA, 1315 nt
Organism: Perca flavescens (yellow perch)
Lineage: Eukaryota; Metazoa; Chordata; Actinopteri; Perciformes; Percidae
Gene: tspan31
Product: tetraspanin 31
Exons: 6
Coding region: 129-764 (211 amino acids)
Cellular component (GO): membrane
Source: RefSeq, a predicted model, not a curated record